Trypanosoma rangeli is the source of this 846-nucleotide messenger RNA. RefSeq lists its product as uncharacterized. The record is from RefSeq and is a predicted model, not a curated record. The coding region runs from base 1 to 846 and encodes 281 amino acids. Lineage: Eukaryota; Euglenozoa; Kinetoplastea; Trypanosomatida; Trypanosomatidae. The transcript has a single exon.
AUGGACGUUUUUCUGGGCGCCGAGUGUUUUCCUCCGUGCCUCGUUUUUUACUGCGCUCACCCCGCCGCCGUCGGGGGGUGGCCAGGCGACGUGCUCGUGCACACAGUUGCAGCCAGUGCGCCCCUAUUGCCCUCACCGCGGCGGCGCCUGCGGCUGCAUGCGUCUGUGUGUGUAUUGCAGCGGUGUGCGGCCCUUCAGUUGCGUGUCUUUUCUUUUGUUCUUGCUUUGACUCUUCCGUUUCUUCCCGCAGUGGCGAAAUGUGGCGGUGGAUCUGAGGUGCGCUACGGCUGCCUGGCGCCAGCAGCGUGCUUUUGGGCGUUGCCCACGCAAUUGUUGAAACGAGGGGUGUCAGUCUCAGGGCUGCACUGCUGUAGGGGUGUGGCGGCGGUACUGCAGGCGACGCACCUGCAGCGGCGCGGCCCUGGCGGUUAUGUACGCUGCGGGGGUCCCGUAUGCGGCGGUCAUCAGGUGCAGUGUGCCGCGCACAUUGGAGGAGAGGUGAUUGCGUCCGGCUUUUGUCGCGUGCGUUAUGUGCGCCGCAGGGGCCUGUCGCGACGAUGGUGGCUUUUGCUGUCGCGUCCACACCGCGGGGUAUUGGGAUGCUUUUGUUGUGCGCGGGUGAGCACCAUGUGCGGGUGUGGUCUUUUUCUGGUGGUUGUGCGGCGGCGUUGCCCACUCCUUGCUGUCGGCGGUUGGUGCGUGGCUGGUGGUGCCUACCGCCGUCUCCAUCGUUUGCCAGUUUGCUCGUCUGUGCCCACCGCCCGCGUGUGUGCUGCUGCAGUGCACGGCAACUGCCUGCGCCUGCGCCUAGCAGCUGCGUUGGUGCGUUUCCUACAUGACCAUUGA